AAGUGCCUAGGAUAUUCUUUUCUGAGAACUGAUCAGACAUUUCUUAAUGAAUGCCAAGUAGGGCUAAUCAUAUCUUGAAUUGCCUAGUGGCUUACUAGCAACCAAUUUAGUUUACAUAACGUAACUCACCAGGUACCUAGGAUAUUGUUCACAGAAAUCCACAAGAUAGUCCUAUGACCCAUCCCUCCACACUAACGAAUGAGUCAUUCUAAAAAUACAGCUGGUUGGAUAUCCAUGAGUACAGUAAGAAUGGAAAAAUAGGUUUUUCUGGACUUGUCACCACAAUGAAAUCCCUAAUGUAGGCAUACCCUUGUCCCCUGCUCAUCCCAGGCCAAAACUAAGGCUCAGUUGAACGGGCCACCAGAUCCUCAAGGGGGGGGGGCAUGGGUUUCAUAUGGAACCAAAUAGUCCAUACACUGCAGAGCAUCCUAUCUCCCUUCCAAAAAAUACAGUUGAUGGUAAAUGGGUUGAGUAAACAAUUGUUUGGUUAACUAUGCUUAAGUGAAGUGUGAGGGCAAAUUUAAUUUUUUCUACAAUCCAAUAAAAUGGAAAAAUGUUCACUACUAGAUGUACACAACAUGGACUGAAAACUUCAAUUCGCUUUUAUGUUUUAAUAAAUGAAACCUGACUCAAGAUUGCAAAAUCAAAAAAGCAUGUAGGAAGAAGGCAACUGAAACUUUUUCCAUGAUGUUGUGGAAGAAUAUAAUGUGGCCUUAUUGCUGCAGUCCCAACUCUUCCAUGUUACGUUUCACCAAGGGCACUCACUAGAAAAUGGAUUGAUUUUAAUUUUACUAAUUUACUAAAUGAAUAAAAAAGACAGGAAAACAGAUUUUUUUUAAAAAAAAAAACUGGGUAUGGAUAAGAAGGGUACAUCUACGUUCUUUGCUUUUUCAAAAUAAAAAGAAAGCAGAACUUCCAGAUUGAUUUCAAUUCUAUGUUCUGCUCAGUCUCAGUAACAAUAUUUAUUAAAUUCGCCCAUCUCACGCAGGACGUUCUCUCCAGAUCAUUUUCCUGGGACAGGCAUCGGGGACGCGUCACGCAGAGAUCUCUAGCAGAGCCCAGGAAUCUCUCUGUGCAGUUGUGCCUUUCUGCUGGUCUUCGGCCCAGAGAGCUCAUGCGUGGUCGCUCUGCUCGGGUGCUGCUGGCCCUUUAAGCCGCGGGGAGGAGAAGCGUUGCGAGCGAAUGGCGCUCGGGUCCGCUUGCGGCUCGCAUCUUUCUCUUCUCCAUGGCCCUUCAUGAAGCAGAUCAUGGCCUCAUCAGCCAAAUAUUGGUGGAUUCAGAAGAGAAUCUUAGUGUUUGCACAGAGAAAAUGCAGCCCACAUCUCCAUACAACUGGAACGCAGAUUGGAGCUCCUGGGUCUCAAGUUCUACUUACAAAUAUCGGAAUGAAGAAUUUAAGAAACAAUUCUCACACCUGCCUGAUUUGGAAAGACUUGUAGUGGAUUAUGCCUGUGCCCUCCAAAAAGAUAUCCUUCUUCAAGGACGCUUAUAUCUGUCUGAAAACUGGAUCUGUUUCUACAGUAACAUCUUCAGAUGGGAAACUAUGAUUUCUAUCGCUUUGAAGGACAUAACCUUCAUGACAAAAGAGAAGACAGCUCGGCUUAUUCCAAAUGCUAUCCAAAUUGCUACAGAAGGAGAAAAGUUUUUCUUCACUUCCUUCAGUGCCAGAGACAGAAGCUACCUCAGUAUAUUUAGAUUAUGGCAAAAUGCAUUGUUGGAGAAGAUCUAGCCUUAGUGAUGAAUCUGGAGAUAAGGAACCAGCUAAGGCUGUUGGUAUAGUUCAAGAAUCCACUGCUCUGACUGAAGUUGAGACGGAAUUUCUUACUGGAAACUCACUUUUAGAAGUUGCUGAACCAGAGGAAUGUUAUUAUGAUAAACAAGACAAGAGGAAUUCAUUGAUUCAUUUAGAAAGGAAGCUCUCUGAUGCUGUACCACACAAAGUUUUAGUACAAUCCUUGGAUGUAAAUGAGAAUUUUCCUAAGGAGAAGAGCAGUGCCUCAGAAAGUGAUGAAGACGUAGCUGAGGAAGCCACCCUUGAGUGUGAACUCCAUGGAAAACUCUUUAUUAAUCGCAUUUUCCGUAUUGGUGCAGAUAAGCUGUUUGAAAUGCUUUUCACCAAUUCCCAUUUCAUGCAGACAUAUCUCAGGACUAGAAAUAUAACAGAUGUUGUGUCAACUUCUUGGAACCAAGAUAAUAGAGGCAAUCAACUCAGGACCAUGACUUACAGAAUUAUACUUAACAAUCCACUUAUUGGAAAAUCCACAACUGCAACAGAAAAACAGGUGCUCCGUAAACGAAGCCACAAAGAUCGGUCUUACCAAGUAGACGCAGAGGUGGUGACACAUGAUGUGCCUUACCAUGAUUACUUCUACAUUGUGAACAGUUUUAGUAUCUCUCAUAUGUCCGGUCAAAAAUGCAGACUCCGGAUUUCCUCAGAUGUGAAAUACAAAAAACAACCAUGGGGGCUUGUCAAGAAUAUAAUUGAAAAGAAUACAUGGGGAAGUAUCCAGGAAAAUUUCAAACAACUUGUCUAGCCCUUAAUGUGGCAUCAAAGGAGAAAACUCAUCAUAACAUGAAUCAAGCCCAAUAUGUGAAAGGGUUGUUAAAGGAUUCUAUAGCAUUGCUUGAACAGCUGAAGACCUCAUUGUCUAUGCUCCAGCAUAGUUUUGAUCACCUAAACACAACCAAAGAUGGGAAGCCUGAAAGUUGAUGUCACCAAAACCAACUAUUAAGAAGAAUAUUGCUGUGAUGGUAAAGCUGCUACUUUAUUAGUCUUUUCAUCACAAUACUUUUAUAUAAAAUAAAUGUUGUUCUGAAUUAAGCUUCUUUUAAAAAGAAUUUUCUUGUGAAUUUGUGAAACUUUAUGAAUCUUCCUGACCCACUUGAUGUCUCAUAUGUGUGUUUCUGUGUAUAUGUGUGUGUGUAUGUGUGAAAACACUUUCUUGAGCUGUGAAUACUGGUGGAAAUGAAUGUUUGAGAAAACAAUGAGAGCUGAUAAUUAUAUGUACAUUAGAGAUAAACACUUCAGCAAACCCUGCACUGUACUGUAUAAAGUAAUAAACACUGGAUUUAUAUGGAAAUGAUAAAAUGCAAUAUAAAAUGUUUGGUUUAUCACAUGCGAAGUUUUUCCACAUUUUUCUUUUAUCUAUGUAAAAAAAUCUUCAAAACUAAAUUGUUCCAACAUUUGGCUUAUUUGUUCCAGAUUUCUAUGAAUAAACCUAAAUUUUACAUGUA
Molecule: messenger RNA, 3234 nt
Organism: Thamnophis sirtalis
Lineage: Eukaryota; Metazoa; Chordata; Lepidosauria; Squamata; Natricidae
Source: RefSeq, a predicted model, not a curated record